This is a messenger RNA of Cucurbitaria berberidis CBS 394.84, 2636 nucleotides long. RefSeq lists its product as uncharacterized. The record is from RefSeq and is a predicted model, not a curated record. The transcript is spliced from 2 exons. Gene Ontology annotation, cellular component: nucleus. The coding region runs from base 213 to 2273 and encodes 686 amino acids. Lineage: Eukaryota; Fungi; Ascomycota; Dothideomycetes; Pleosporales; Cucurbitariaceae.
AUAGUAUUACCAACUUUUGAGGCGCAUCUUGGAUUCACCUUGAAUUCCUUGUCUUUCCCAGCACAACUUUAGUCUCUCCGCGCCUGGAGAAAGGAUUGCGAAGGCAUACUAGCGCGGAUAUUUGGACGCGACGGCGCCGCGCAUAAGCGGAGCGAAAUUUGCGACAGUGAGAGACAGGCGUUGAAUGAGAGCCAGGCGCAGUGACCGCUAGUAUGCCCCCCAAACGAGCGCGAGAGCGCAAACGACAGACGAAGAUCGACUUCUCUCAGGCCGCGAAAGCCUCACCCUCCUCCAAGCCUUCGACCACAAACGCCAUGGGUACCUCACCGUCUCGACCUGCCACGGCCAAGCCGACGAAAGCUGCGAAGACCCCUCGCAAAGGAUCAACCAAUGCGAUGAUCUUCUCAUCCAGUGACGACGAGCUACAAGCGGAGACAGACAGAGGCAUGCGGUUGGGCAUGCCGGCCAAAGAUACACCGCUGGGCCUGUUUGACAGCUCUGAUGUCGGCCUUAUUAGCUCUCAGAGCUCGGAGGAACAGGAAGAAGAGAAAAUAAAGGCAAAACCUGCAACUCGCAAGCGGCGGCGUACAAAGGACUCUGGCAAACCCGAGGGUGAGCAAGCGGUUGAGGUUCUCCCGAGAAAGCGACAACGGCGGUCUGUGGUCAAGGUUGAGAGCUCAGGCGAGGAGGAGGAAGAAGAACUAAGGCUGCCUAGCAAGCGACAGAAAACCAAAAGACAGGACACGCCAGAUGAAGAAGAAGAGCAGACUCCGCCACGAAGCACGAGGCGCAUAGCAGUUAGGCGACGACCUGCAUCAGAAGAGGCGGUCGAGGAUCAGACUCCGCCUAGAAGCACCAGAAGGCGGAUUGUUAAGAGGCGAUCUCCAUCGGAUAACGAAGAAGAAGAGCAGGCUCCACCCCGGAGAAGGCUUAAAGUUGCCAGGGGGGAUUCUGCGCUAGAUGAGGAGGAUCUGGACGAUAUUAAUGAGGGUGGAGAUGGCGAAGACGACAGCGAAGAUGGCGGCGAAGAACGAGACGAUCUCAAAGAAGAUCUUGCAUUCCUCAGAUCAUCACCGCUACUAGAUCGCGGCAGGCUGAGGAGUACGCAUGAGAAACCAAAGAAUGAGCGGCAAAAGGCGUUAGAGGCCCUCAAGAAGCGGCGAGCUGGCACCAACGAACCCUCGUCUUCGGCAACUCCGAUCCGUAAGAAGCCUGUCGUGGUAGACUCCGAAUCCGAAUCCGAGCUUGAAGUUAUCAAGGAAGAGCAGGAUAGCGAUUUCGAAAUUCUAGACCCGGUCGACGACGAGGACGACGAGGACGACGAGGACGAUGAUGAGCCAGAAGGAGAUGACCGUGAGGCGAACAUCCUGGAUAUGUUUCAAGAGGAUGGCGACGACGAGGGCUUCAUCGAUGAUGACGCAAAUGCCACCAUUGGCGAACCCUCAGCAAUAGCAGAUCUUGACGAACUGCGCCUCGUUACUGGCUUAUCGCGUGCCAAAACCAAAGACCUAUUCAAACACGCCAUCGAAUGGAUGGUUAUGAAAAAGAUCCAUCCCGCGUUCAACUCUACUAAAAACAUCUACACCAUCACUUUCCGCAAGUUAGACGACGAAGUCAAAGGCCUUGCAGGUUCGAAGUUCACUUCAUCAGUUUGGACGCCUGACUUCACUAGGGCUAUUCGCGCAAGACCGGACCUCAUGCUCGACGAGAUUAGUUUCGGAAGAAGAGAGGUGAUGGCCGCUCAUUGCGAAGCGUGUAACCGGACUAAUCAUACCGCCACAUUUGAACUCAUGCUCACGGGACCACCGUAUGAUGCGGAAACCUUAGAGCCUCUUGAGAACGACACGGACUCCGACUCUUCUGACUCCGACGAUGACUCAGAAUUAUCGGCAGACUCAGAGGUACUUCUCAACGGCGAGAAGCCGGCUCACAACGCCCUAGGCGAACGUCUUCCGCCAGAAUCGCAUGGCUUUCCGCUUGGCUCAACAUGCAAGGCCAACGCGCAGGUCGCCCAUACUCUACACCAUUGGCGCUACCAUCUCUACCAGUGGGUCAAGGAUUACCUCGCACGUGAAGGCUACCUGACGGCGGAGAAACUAGUCAAGAGGGACAAGUGGAGUGACAAGAAGCGGCAGAAGGCUGCGCACAAGAUUGUGGAUGGCAUGGAGCGCGAUGGGGAGAUCAAAAAGCUGUACAGACUGUACAAGGAGCAGAUCGAGUUUGCGAUCGAGGCGAGGAAUGAUUAUCAGAAUGGGUGGGGGAGGCGAAACUAGGGAGACGAUGAAGAUUUGAUUUGGUUGCUAGGUGCGGAGGCUUGAAGCCACUAUUAUCACUCGUCUUCAUGGCGCAUGAGGUUAUGGAGUGGUGUUGUUGCCUGUUGGCACACUUUCUAAUUGGCCGGGCAUUUUGAAUACUCUCUCUCUGUGUCUUCGGAGCAGAUUCAUGUGGACAUGUACAUGCCUGCAUUUCAGGCACAUACUCCUUCCUUUCGAUAUAAUGAUUCACUUCUUGUAUAAACCGGAAGCACUUUCUUCCCAUCGGCUCGACAAAUCUGCUCAUACAGAGGUUUCUCAGCUUAGGUUGAUGUUAUCAUUGUUAUUUAUAUAUAUGCUAUCUUAUUUUAGCAAGAUGCUCAU